AUGUCCAAACCAGGUAACAGUGGAAAUAUUGGAAGUUAUUUGACAUCGUUGUUUGGUAAACCAACAACCAAAAAGCCAUCAGCCACACCAAAGAAAAAAACCAGCCAAAUAGAAGUAUCAAAGGCUUCCUCUUCAGUCGCUGCUAUUGAUGAUAUUGCUGAGGUAUCACACUCCGAAGUUUAUGAUGAAGAACCACAACAUCAUCACAUCAUGGAAGAUGAUGAAAUUAUUGAACAACAUUCAAAGAAAGUAGUUUUAAUGACAUCGCAACAACAAUUGCAAUCUGCACAUACUAUUGUUAAUUGGAAAGAUAGAGAUAAUCAAGGAAAGAUACUUUGUGAUUUUGGAGAUUCCGAUAUUGAUAAUGUAGCUAGUGAAACAGAUGUUAAAAUUGUAAAACCAACCAAAAGUGGACCAGUUAAAUAUAUGUAUGACAAAUUGUACAAACAAGCAUCAGUGCUGUUAGAAAGAUUGGAAGAUGUCGGUGCUAAAAUUCUUGAAUAUCAUAAUAUUGAAUCAGCAAAACCUUUAAAUUAUCAUUCUGAUCAACCAGAAGUUUAUAUUGGAAGAAUUCUUGCAGAAUCUGUAACUGGUGAUGACAAGCUCAAUCCUGCUUCUAUUUUAUUGGAAGGUUUAACAAAUGCUGAGACAUCAGAUUGUAAAGUUAUCAAGUUGAGUUUUGAUAAGUUUGGUCUUGAUUCAGGUGUUUCACAAACUCUCUUCCCAGGCCAAAUUGUUGCUAUCAAAGGAUUAAACUCAGUACAAGGAUUGAAAGUGGAAAAGAUUUACACUGGAGCUCCACUUGAUGCUCCAGAAGAUCAACCACAGCCAAGUGAUGAAAAGAAAAAGAUCAAAAUUAUGGUUGCUUGUGGUCCAUUCACUCUCCAACAUAAUGUCUUAUACGAUCCUCUCAAAAAUCUUAUAACUUUGGUCGAAACAAACGAACCAAAUGUUUUGGUACUUGUUGGACCAUUUCUGAGUGAGGAUAAUGCUCUUGUGAAAUCUGGAUUUAUGGACGAAACUUUUGAAUCAACCUUUGAAAAUAGAUUCAUUGCCAAACUGAAGACUAUCGAAACUGAUUGUCGUGUUAUUUUAAUUCCUUCCCUUAAAGAUGUAAAUAGUGAUUUUGUUUUCCCACAGCCUGCCAUUGAAAUUGAAAAUGGUUCUUCCAAGAUUCAAAGCUUUCCUAAUCCAUCAACAUUUUCCAUCUCAUCUCCGUCCUUCAAUCCAAUCAAGAUUGGUGUUACCUCAAUAGAUGCCAUUAAAACCAUCAAGGAAAAAGAAUAUACUUUUGGUUAUGUUGAGGAUCAAACUGAACACUAUUUAAAGGCAGUACUGGAACAACAAUAUUACUAUCCAAGAUUGCUUCCUUCCUCAGAAAUUCCACUUGACCAUUCACUUUUAAAUGGUACCAAGUCAUCUCUUAAGAUUGAGGAAUCACCUAAUAUUAUCAUCCUUCCUUCUGAUCAUUUAGAAACAUGUUGUAAAGUGAUUAGUAACACAAUUGUUAUUAAUCCAACAAGAUUGUGUAAUAAUCAAAACCGAAAGGAAGGAAGUUAUGCAAUUAUUGAUAUUGUGAAUGAUACUUCAUUAACAUUGGACAAGAGAGUUCACGUUCAAGUAGUUAAUAUCUAAAAUAAAUUAUUCAAAAUUUC
Molecule: messenger RNA, 1655 nt
Organism: Naegleria gruberi
Lineage: Eukaryota; Heterolobosea; Eutetramitea; Acrasida; Naegleriidae
Product: DNA polymerase alpha subunit B
Exons: 3
Coding region: 1-1635 (544 amino acids)
Biological process (GO): DNA replication initiation; DNA replication
Cellular component (GO): alpha DNA polymerase:primase complex
Molecular function (GO): DNA binding
Source: RefSeq, a predicted model, not a curated record